Messenger RNA from Onychomys torridus (southern grasshopper mouse), 1399 nucleotides. RefSeq names its product ubiquitin B (gene Ubb). The transcript is spliced from 2 exons. Gene Ontology annotation, molecular function: protein tag activity; ubiquitin protein ligase binding. The coding region runs from base 105 to 1250 and encodes 381 amino acids. Lineage: Eukaryota; Metazoa; Chordata; Mammalia; Rodentia; Cricetidae. The record is from RefSeq and is a predicted model, not a curated record. Gene Ontology annotation, biological process: protein ubiquitination; modification-dependent protein catabolic process. Gene Ontology annotation, cellular component: nucleus; cytoplasm.
GCGGGGGCGGCCCUGGCGCGCGCGCCGGGGACCUUAACGGACGCCUAACCGAUGGAGAGGCCAUCGUGGUUAUUUCAGUGGGGGCAGGCAAACAGGAGGUCAAAAUGCAGAUCUUCGUGAAGACCCUGACCGGCAAGACCAUCACCCUGGAGGUGGAGCCCAGUGACACCAUCGAGAACGUCAAGGCCAAGAUCCAGGAUAAAGAGGGCAUCCCCCCUGACCAGCAGCGACUCAUCUUUGCCGGCAAGCAGCUGGAAGAUGGCCGCACUCUUUCUGACUACAACAUCCAGAAAGAGUCCACCCUGCACCUGGUCCUGCGCCUGAGGGGUGGCAUGCAGAUCUUCGUGAAGACCCUGACCGGCAAGACCAUCACCCUGGAGGUGGAGCCCAGUGACACCAUCGAGAACGUCAAGGCCAAGAUCCAGGAUAAAGAGGGCAUCCCCCCUGACCAGCAGCGACUCAUCUUUGCCGGCAAGCAGCUGGAAGAUGGCCGCACUCUUUCUGACUACAACAUCCAGAAAGAGUCCACCCUGCACCUGGUCCUGCGCCUGAGGGGUGGCAUGCAGAUCUUCGUGAAGACCCUGACCGGCAAGACCAUCACCCUGGAGGUGGAGCCCAGUGACACCAUCGAGAACGUCAAGGCCAAGAUCCAGGAUAAAGAGGGCAUCCCCCCUGACCAGCAGCGACUCAUCUUCGCCGGCAAGCAGCUGGAAGAUGGCCGCACUCUUUCUGACUACAACAUCCAGAAAGAGUCCACCCUGCACCUGGUCCUCCGUCUGCGGGGUGGCAUGCAGAUCUUCGUGAAGACCCUGACCGGCAAGACCAUCACCCUGGAGGUGGAGCCCAGUGACACCAUCGAGAACGUCAAGGCCAAGAUCCAGGAUAAAGAGGGCAUCCCCCCUGACCAGCAGCGACUCAUCUUUGCCGGCAAGCAGCUGGAAGAUGGCCGCACUCUUUCUGACUACAACAUCCAGAAAGAGUCCACCCUGCACCUGGUCCUCCGUCUGCGGGGUGGCAUGCAGAUCUUCGUGAAGACCCUGACCGGCAAGACCAUCACCCUGGAGGUGGAGCCCAGUGACACCAUCGAGAACGUCAAGGCCAAGAUCCAGGAUAAAGAGGGCAUCCCCCCUGACCAGCAGCGACUCAUCUUCGCCGGCAAGCAGCUGGAAGAUGGCCGCACUCUUUCUGACUACAACAUCCAGAAAGAGUCCACCCUGCACCUGGUCCUCCGUCUGAGGGGUGGCUAUUAAUUCUUCAGUCUGCAUUCCCAGUGGGCAAUGAUGGCAUUACUCUGCACUAUAGCCAUUUGCCCCAAUUUAAGUUUAGAAAUUACAAGUUUCAGUAAUAGCUGAACCUCUGUUAAAAAUGUUAAUAAAGGUUUUGUUGCAUGGUAAGCAUA